Homarus americanus (American lobster) is the source of this 699-nucleotide messenger RNA. RefSeq names its product protein GVQW3-like. The transcript has a single exon. Lineage: Eukaryota; Metazoa; Arthropoda; Malacostraca; Decapoda; Nephropidae. The record is from RefSeq and is a predicted model, not a curated record. The annotation marks the transcript as partial. Gene Ontology annotation, molecular function: nucleic acid binding.
AUGACCGAGCAAGUAGAUCAGCGAAACUGCAUCAAGUUUUGUUUCAAACUUGAGCAUUCAUUCGCAGAAACUAUUCGAAUGAUUAAGAAGGCUUUCGGGGAUGACUCAAUGAGUGAAGCCCAGAUAAAAUUGUGGUACAAACGCUUCAAAGAUGGCCGGGAAUCCGUUGCAAGUGAUCCACGUUCUGGAAGCCCUUCAACAAGCAGAACACCCGAAAAUAUUGAACGUGUGCGGGCUGCAAUCAAUGAAAAUCGGCGAUUGACAGUGCGAGAAUUAGAAGAAGAUCUAGGGAUUCCACGGACUAGUGUUUCAGAGAUUUUGACGAAGGAUCUUGGCAUGAAACGCUUGACUGCAAAAUUCGUUCCGAAGCUCCUGUCACGAGAGCAGAAGGAAUUUCGUGCAGAAGUUGCAGAGGUUUGCUUCAAACCGCUUACAAUGACCCACAUUUCCUCACAGGUCAUAAACGGAGAUGAGUCGUGGUUCUACGGCUAUGACCCUGAAACAAAGGCCCAGUCUUCUCAAUGGAAGUUGCCUGCAUCUCCACGUCCUAAGAAGGCACGGCAAAGUCGGAGCAACGUCAAGGCCAUGUUGACGGUGUUUUUUGAACAUGAAGGUGUUGUCCACUACGAGUACGCUCCUCCAGGUCAAACAAUAACGAAGGAGUACUACAUCGAAGUUCUUCACCGGCUGAGGAAUGCG